AUGGGAGUUUGUAUAAGUAAAGUUCCAUAACCUCAACCUGAAAUCAACAUUGAUCCCAUGCCUACAGUAUAAACUUAAAAGGGAAAUUACUCAAUGAGUAGUUUACCUGCUGAAGUAUGGUUAUGAAACUCUAUCAUAAAGCCAAGAAGAGGGGAUAAGAAACGUUAAGCUAAAAUAGAAGUAAUAGAAGAGUAAAUACAUGAGAAUGUGGUUAAAUAGGCAAAAGAAAAAUCACCUUUUGAUUUUUAAAUGAUUUUGAAUGCCUUUGGUAACCACUUUAUGUUUGCUUAACUUGAUAAUGAUGAUAAGUAAAGAAAAGUAUUAAAAGUAGAGCUAAACUAAUUGAUGAAAUGUAUUAUGUUACAGCUAAAAAUGCAGAUUACAUUUUUAAAUAAGGUGAUAAAGCAACAUUAUUUUUUAUAAUUGGUAGAUUUUCAUCAUUAUUAAAUAAGAAAGAGGAGAUUGUAAAAUUAUCAUAAAUGAAGAAGUUAAAAGAGUAUUAAAAACACCAGCAUUUUUUGGUGAAUUGGCUUUAAUGUAUCAUGCACCACGAUCUGCAUCAGUAUAAGCAAUAGGAGAUUGUGGAUUUUGGGUAUUGGAAAGAAAGAAAUUUAGAAAGGCAGUUGAAGAUAUUUAAUAAAAAGCCUAUGAAACAAAUAGAAAAUUCUUGGAUUAAGUUAAAUUUUUUGGUAUUGUGUUGAUUAUUUAGUGUUUUAGAUUUUAUGACUGAGGAAUAGAGAGAUAGUAUAGCAAAUGUUUUAAUUACAUUGAAAUUUAAAUAAGGUGAAAUAAUUGUUAAUGAAGGAGAUAUGGCAAAUUCAUUCUAUAUUAUAUAAAAAGGAAUUGUUUCAGUUACAAAAUAGGGAUAAUUUUUAAGAUACAUGAAUUAAGGAGAUUCUUUUGGAGAAUAGGCUUUAUUUGGUAAUUGUGUAAGAGGAGCAACUGUAAAAGCUAAUGAUGAAGAUGUGAAUUUAUUAUCAUUAAGUAGAGAAGAUAUUACUACUAUAUUGGGUGAGAAGAUUCAGGUACAAUAAUUGUAUUUAUUUAGUUGCAUAGUUAAUCAUUUAUACAAAUAUGCAGAAAUGGGCAUUUGAAAAACAUCCUUAAUUAAGAGAUCUUACUAAAAUGUAAAUAUAAAAAAUAGUAUCUAAUUUUAAAAUUAAGACAUAUGAAAGUAAAGAAUAUUUAUUCUCGAAAAAUUAAAUGAUUGAUAAAUUAAUUAUUAUUCUUGAUGGUUAAUUAGAAUUUGAUGGACAACUUUAUAAUAAUGGUCAAUUAUUUGGUGAUACAUUCCUUCAAGUUGAAGAAUCUAAAAGAAAAAUUAGUUCAGAUAUUGUAACAACUCGUAAAACAACCUUAUCAGAACUUCCUUUUAAAUAGUUCUUUGAAUGUAUUGGAGGAGAAUUAGAAACUGUUGUUAAAAAAAAUAAAGACAGAGCUGGAUCUUCAAGUUUAUUGGAAAAAAGAUAAAAAAGCAAUUAUUCUCUGCUUACUUUAGAAGAUUUUAUUGGAUUAUAACUUUUAGGAGAAGGCACUUUUGGAAAUGCUUAUUUGGUUAAAGAUAUCCCAUAAUAAAAUUUACAUGUUAUGAAAUGUGUCCCAAAAGUUAAUAUAAUUGCAAAUAAUACUGAAAGACAUAUAAAGAAUGAGAAAUAAGCUUUGGAUUUAUUGAAUCAUCCAAGUUUAGUCUGUUUUCAUAGAUCAUUUAAAGAUUAAAAUUAUAUUUAUUUAUUAACAGAAUAUGUCAAAGGAAAAGAAUUAUUUCAUGUUAUAAGAGAUCUAGGUCUUUUAAAUUCUUAUGAAACUCAAUUCUAUAUUGCUUAGAUGAUUAAUAUUUUAGAGAAACUUCAUUCAUAUCAUAUCAUAUAUAGAGAUGUUAAGCCUGAAAAUUUUAUUGUCAUGGAAAAUGGUUAUUUAAAACUUAUAGAUAUGGGUACUGCCAAAGUCUUAAAAUCUAGAGCUUCUAAGACAUAUACUAUUGUUGGAACACCUCAUUAUAUGUCUCCUGAAAUUUUGAAAGGUAAAGGUUACACCUUCUCUACUGAUUUGUGGUCUUUGGGAAUCUGUUUUUUUGAAUUAAUGUGUGGAGAAGUUCCCUUUGCUGGUAAUGAAGAUGAUGACCCGUAUUUAUUCAUUAUAUAUUUAGAUAUAUAAUUUAAGAAGCUAUUCUAAAUGGGAGAGUAGAGUAUCCUUAAUUUUUGAAAGAUUUUAAAGCUAUUAAAUUGAUGGAUUAAUUGAUGAAUAGAACUCCAGAAUUAAGAUUAGGGGGAUCUUUUGAUGCUCUCAAAGUUCAUUCAUGGUUUGAUGGAUUUUAAUGGGUAAAUUAUUCAUCCUUAUAAUUUUCAAGGAAGACUUAGAGAUGAUGGAAAUUAAACCUCCACAUAUUCCUAAACUCUAAUAAUCUAAAUAUGAGGAAAUACCUUUCCUAGAUAUGAUUAAAAGAGAUACAAGUCCUGAUAUGAUUUGCACUGUCAUUGUCGAUUGGGACUAAGAAUUUUGA
Paramecium pentaurelia is the source of this 2500-nucleotide messenger RNA. The record is from the annotation of a GenBank genome assembly. Lineage: Eukaryota; Ciliophora; Oligohymenophorea; Peniculida; Parameciidae.